AUACCAGGAAAUGAUCAUUGGGGUGAAGUGAUGUGUUGGCAUGUUAAGGAGAAUUUGGUGGAAAAUACAGCAACUCUGUCAAUUAUCUCUGACAUGUUUGCAGACUGCAGACAGGCAACCGGAGAAUGCGGAAGUACCUUCAAUAAGCAACAAUAUUUCGACUUACUGAGUAGGUGAGGAUGGGGAGGAAGGAUGCAAGCGCUGCGAUGGCCCCGGUCGACCAGUACCGGAAACAGAUUGGUAAACAAGACUACAAGAAGACCAAGUCAGCUCUGAAGUUGACGAAGUUGAAGGCUGAGGCGAAGAAGAGUGCUCCUGGAAUAAGGGAUGCUUUCCUGGUCAUCUUAGCCAUCCUGGUGUUCAUGCUCUGUGUGUAUGCGUUCUUCUACCUCAACCUGAGCACUGAAUUGGACAUGGACCUGGAUGUGGACUAAAGCAGGAGAGGACAACUUAACCUCGGGCUCGGGUUCUUGCUGGGCUGGGCUAUUGUCAGUCUCUGUCAACGUGGCUCAUUGGCUAUUGUCAGUCUCUGUCAACGUGGCUCAUUGACUAUUGUCAGUCUCUGUCAACGUGGCUCAUUGGCUAUUGUCAGUCUCUGUCAACGUGGCUCAUUGGCUAUUGUCAGUCUCUGUCAACGUGGCUCAUUGACUAUUGUCAGUCUCUGUCAACGUGGCUCAUUGGCUAUUGUCAGUCUCUGUCAACGUGCCUCAUUGGCUAUUGUCAGUCUCUGUCAACGUGGCUCAUUGGCUAUUGUCAGUCUCUGUCAACGUGGCUCAUUGGCUAUUGUCAGUCUCUGUCAACGUGGCUCAUUGGCUAUUGUCAGUCUCUGUCAACGUGGCUCAUUGGCUAUUGUCAGUCUCUGUCAACGUGGCUCAUUGGCUAUUGUCAGUCUCUGUCAACGUGGCUCAUUGACCAUUGUCAGUCUCUGUCAACGUGGCUCAUUGGCUAUUGUCAGUCUCUGUCAACGUGGCUCAUUGGCUAUUGUCAGUCUCUGUCAACGUGGCUCAUUGGCUAUUGUCAGUCUCUGUCAACGUGGCUCAUUGGCUAUUGUCAGUCUCUGUCAACGUGGCUCAUUGGCUAUUGUCAGUCUCUGUCAACGUGGCUCAUUGGCUCAUCUGGAUGCAAGUCUGAUUCCGUAAAUUUUUUUCCCUCAUUUCUGUUUUCUCCAUUUUUCCCCCCUGUUUUUAUUUUAUUUGUGGGGGGCUUUGUCAUCUACCAAGAAGCCUGUUGACAUUAGCAUCAUCUCUAACAGCUACACAGAGACAAAUGCACGAACACAGACGGGGCAGUCCUGUUGCCUCUUCAGAAAUAUGAAUCACUGAUGCGUUUUUAUUUCAUGUCUUUAUAUUAAUGAAUGUUAUAAGUUCAAUAAAUUGUGUAAUAUUGUUGAA
Messenger RNA from Oncorhynchus gorbuscha (pink salmon), 1391 nucleotides. RefSeq names its product triple QxxK/R motif containing (gene triqk). Lineage: Eukaryota; Metazoa; Chordata; Actinopteri; Salmoniformes; Salmonidae. The record is from RefSeq and is a predicted model, not a curated record. The transcript has 4 exons. Bases 180 to 434 code for a protein of 84 amino acids. Gene Ontology annotation, cellular component: endoplasmic reticulum membrane.